AUGGUUGUCUACAAUGAUGGCAUCCCCGUGAAGGAAUUCCAAUCGGUAGCGGACACAGUGAACUAUCCCUUCAAUAUCUCGGUAUUGAAAAGAGAGGAGAAGGAGUUGGAUGUCUUACUCUCUCUUAUGGACAAUCGCACACAAGUUGGUCAAGAGGAUUGGUGGAUGACAGGAAAGGCCAUGACCUUGGAUCUAUUCC
Perkinsus marinus ATCC 50983 is the source of this 199-nucleotide messenger RNA. RefSeq lists its product as hypothetical. The annotation marks the transcript as partial. The transcript has a single exon. Lineage: Eukaryota; Perkinsozoa; Perkinsida; Perkinsidae. The record is from RefSeq and is a predicted model, not a curated record.